CGCCGUGCCGCACCGCGUCGCCUUCCGCGCGCUCCCUUCGUCGCGAAAGCCAGGCGAACGCGCGACCCGCGGAAAAUGUGAGGCGAGAUGAAGUCGCCGCGCGACGCCCAGGGCAGCUACUACAAGAAGAUGCUCGGACUGCAGGAGCAGCUGCGCAAGAGCGAGGAGGAGCGCAUACGCCUGGAGGAGAGGUUUAACCUUCUCGCGCGGGAGUCGCGAAACAGACACCAGCAGUGCAUCGAUCGCCUGAGGAUGCGCUACGUGGAGUACCUGGAGGAGCAGCGCGCUCGGGACCAGAGAAACGGCCGAGUGCUCGGCCAUCUCGACAAGAUCGACACGAGCCUGGCUCUGAUGAGCGCCAAAACCGAGCGACUCGGCAGUCUGCGCAAGCAGCAUGAGGCCUAUUUGUUGAGGGCGUACGGCAAUCGGCGGAGAGCCAGCGGCAGCGCGGCAGCAGACAGCGGCCUCGGCAGUCGGAACGACCGGGAGAUACCCGCUAGCCCGGCUUUUUCAGCGGCCGUCUACAAGCGAUCCGCGACCGAAAGUCCCGUUAACUACAGAGCGACGGCUGGCGGCGAGACGAGCCGGCCAGCCGGGAUACCUAUUGCUCGUCACAGCUGCGCGUUGCCGAGUUUCUCGUGGCUCGUCGACAGCUGCAGCCACGCUACGGAGACGCCAAUUUUGCCAAGCUACCUUCACACUUCCUACAAGUUGCCUGUGUACGAGACGAAGCGCGAGGAGAGCAGCGAUUACCUGUUUAAGGAAUUCACGAUGAAACCGACCAUCAAGACGAUCAUCGAUCCCGUGUCCGCUGCUGAACGCAAUCUCGAACGGUAUCUCGACAAAAUCAAACGCAUGCACAAGGAAGUCGACAGAAGUGGCGAGCUUGAGCUGAGCGCCGACGAGGCUGAACAGAACACCAGUGGCGAUUUGCUGAACGUCAGUCUGUCGGAGGAUAAUUUGGAGCUGGCGCCGGUCGAGCAAGAGAUGAUGAAAGAGAGAUCGAGGCUGGCGUUCGCGAGGCAGGCGUUCGCCAAUCCUCGUUCGUUAGCCAGGCGCCAAGACUCGGUCACGACGUCGCCGGAUUCGUUCGAAAAAGCGUUGGAGCCAGCGCCAAAGCCAGUCGAGGAGUCGACGAAAGCCUCGCCAAAGUUUGCCAAACAGAUCAUCUCGUUUCGAGAUAGAUUGAUACGCUCGGAUUUGAUGAAUUCGCGGAGCAAAGCCCAGGAGUCCGAGUCGACUAAAUCCGCGAAGACGGUCACUCGUAUCAAGGACAACGACGAGUUGACGCGCUUGCAACAGCUCGAGUCGAAGCCGACGGACGAGACGAAGAAAUUGUCAACGUUCUCGGAGACGAUGAGUUCUUUCAAAGACCGAUUCAAGAGGUCGGACAUUCCGAGCUUGCAGAGUGAACCCGAGCCAAAGCCAAUCGAAGAAGCAACGAAAUUGCCAACGUUCUCGGGAACUACGAGCACUUUCAAAGACAGGUUUAAGCGACCGAACAACGCGAAUGAUGCCGAUGCAAAGGACGACACGACGAGAUCGCCAACGUUCUCCGAGUCAAUUGGCUCGCUCAGAGAAAAAUUCAACCGUACGGACUUCAUGAGUUCUCGCAACAGCGCGACUACUCCAGACUCUUUUGAGGAUGCCUUCGCUAAACUGACGAGAAUGAAGGAACAACCUCGUCGUGCUGAAUCUCAAGAAGCUGCACCACCGGUGAUUACCGAGGAGUUGCCAACUCCGCCUGCAGAAGAAAGAGAUGAAGAUGAUGAAGAUGAUGAUGAUGAUGAGAAAGAAUCCUCGUCGGACCCUGAAAAUGAUGGGAUCGAAGACGAUUAUGACGACACUGUUGAUAUUGAUUCCUGGAUGCCUGAUGACGCGGAGUCUGAUCCGCAAGAAGUUAAGAGGAAAGAUAAUAUUUUGGAUUUACCGAGGAGAACAUUGGAGUCGAUAGAAGAAGUUGAGCAUGCUGAAGAUGAAGAAACAGACGAGAAAGGGAAGAACGAUGAAGUUGGCGAUGCAGAAGAUGGCGUUGGUGUUGAGGAAGUUGAAGAAGACGAGGAAAAGGAGAACGUGGAGCAGAAGGAUUCACAGGAAUUUGAGGAACAACCGAAAGCCGAGCCAACGGUUGAAAGUUUGAGCGUUGGAUACGAAAUUCAAGAGCAAGUUGCAGAUCCGAAUGUAAAGCACGAGGCUCAAGAGAAAUACGCCGAUCGGGAAGGGUAUUACGAACAAGAGGGUGGUGCAAAACAAGAGUACCAGACUGGCUCGGAGUACUACGAGCAGACAGAUCCCCAACAGUACCAAUACUCCGACGAUCCAAAUCAGCAGUACGCCUACGAUCCGAACGCUCAAUACGCCGGCUACGAAGAACAAUACGCUGCUUACGAACAAUAUCAACAAUACGAUCCAAGCCAGUAUGACCCUAACCAACAGUACGAUCCUAACCAACAAUAUGCGCAGUACACCGAUCAAACUUAUGCCGCUUACCAAGAAUCCGAUCAAACUACUGCUGUCCAAUACGACCCUAAUCAAGUCUACAACUAUUCGCAAGCGUACACCAGUAACGAGGAACAGCAACCCGCCGAGAACUACAGUCAACCGAGCGAGGAGCCGCCAAUCGAUUCGGCAGAACCUCCGGCAGCGAGCCAAACAACUGCAGCAGCGGACGAGCAGCCGAAAAGGAAGAAGGACGCGAUAAAGGCGAUCCUCGAUUCCGAUUCCGAAAGCUUCAUCGAGCGCAACCUGUCCAACACCGAGAGCGAUUACGACUUCAACUGAAUCCAUGCGUUCUUGUUUUUUUUCUGUAUAUACGAAGCUGUAAAAUAUGUCAUUGUGUAUAUAUGCCGAAGUGAGCGAAUAAAAAUGCUAUCACAA
This is a messenger RNA of Phymastichus coffea, 2877 nucleotides long. Its product is annotated as cytadherence high molecular weight protein 3-like. The record is from RefSeq and is a predicted model, not a curated record. NCBI's taxonomy places the organism in Eukaryota, Metazoa, Arthropoda, Insecta, Hymenoptera, Eulophidae. Bases 88 to 2781 code for a protein of 897 amino acids. The transcript is spliced from 4 exons.